GCGGCGGCGCUGGACCCGGCGCCUCCCCGGGCACGGCAGGGCGUGUGCGGGCCGCGCUGGCGCUGCCCCCGGCGGGCUCCCCCUGCCCUGUCGCUCCCCAGUCCGCCGCUGCACCCAGCAUCCCGGGGCCAGGAUGACUAUCCGGCACCAAGGCCAGCAGUACAGGCCGAGGAUGGCAUUUCUGCAGAAGAUAGAAGCGCUGGUGAAGGACAUGCAGAACCCAGAGUCGGGAGUCCGAAUGCAGAGCCAGAAGGUCCUGGUCACCAGCGUCCCUCAUGCUAUGACAGGGAGUGAUGUUCUGCAGUGGCUCGUCCAGCGGCUUUGGGUCUCCAACCUGGAGGCUCAGAAUUUGGGCAACUUCAUAGUCAAGUAUGGCUACAUUUACCCUCUGCAGGACCCCAAGAAUCUCAUUCUUAAGCCUGACAGCAGCCUCUACAGGUUCCAGACGCCGUAUUUCUGGCCCACUCAGCAGUGGCCUGCGGAGGAUACAGACUAUGCCAUCUAUUUAGCCAAGCGGAAUAUCAAGAAGAAAGGGAUUCUGGAAGAAUAUGAAAAGGAAAAUUAUGAUUUCCUGAACAAGAAAAUUAACUACAAGUGGGACUUUGUCAUCAUGCAGGCCAAGGAGCAGUACAGGACUGGGAAGGAAAGGCCCAAGGCGGACAGGUACGCCCUGGACUGUCAGGAGAAGGCAUACUGGCUGGUGCACCGCUGCCCUCCAGGAAUGAACAAUGUGCUGGACUAUGGCUUGGAUCGAGUGACAGAUCCGAAUGAAGUUCAGAAACAAACAAUCACAGCUGUCAAAAAAGAGAUCAUGUAUUACCAGCAGGCACUGAUGAGGUCCACGGUGAAGUCCUCCGUGUCCCUGGGCGGGAUCGUCCGAUACAGCGAGCAGUUCUCGUCCAAUGAUGCCAUCAUGUCCGGCUGCCUCCCCAGCAAUCCCUGGAUAACGGAUGACACACAGUUCUGGGACCUAAAUGCCAAAUUGGUGGAGAUCCCAACCAAGAUGCGGGUGGAGCGAUGGGCCUUCAACUUCAGCGAGUUGAUCCGAGACCCCAAGGGCAGACAGAGCUUCCAGUACUUUCUCAAGAAAGAGUUUAGUGGGGAGAACCUGGGCUUCUGGGAAGCCUGUGAGGACCUGAAGUAUGGCGACCAGUCCAAGGUCAAAGAGAAGGCGGAGGAGAUUUACAAACUCUUCCUGGCUCCAGGAGCCCGGCGGUGGAUCAACAUCGAUGGCAAGACCAUGGACAUCACGGUCAAGGGACUGCGGCACCCCCACCGCUACGUGCUGGACGCGGCACAGACUCACAUUUACAUGCUCAUGAAGAAGGACUCUUAUGCCCGCUAUUUAAAAUCCCCCAUCUAUAAGGAAAUGCUGGCCAAGGCCAUCGAACCCCAGGAAACCACCAAGAGAAGCUCCAGCCUCCCAUUCAUGCGGCGCCACCUGCGCUCUAGCCCGAGCCCCGUCGUCCUGCGGCAGCUGGAGGAGGAGGCCAGGGCCCGGGAGGCCGCCAACACGGUGGACAUCACCCAGCCCGGCCAGUACACGGCGCCCAGCCCGCACCUGACGGUGUACACGGGCACCUGCGCGCCGCCCUCACCGUCCCCGCUGUCGCCGUCCUGCCGCUCCCCGCGGCGCCCCUUCCCGUCGCCCGCGCGCUUCAUGCGGAGGCCCAGCAGCACCGUGUGCCCCUCGCCCAUCCGGGGGCCCCUGGAGGGCUCAGGGGGCGCCGAGCAGAAAGGGGAGGCCGGCGAGAGCAGCGACGUCGCGGCGGGCGGCGGCGCGCGCGCUCGGACCCAGGCGCGGGGCCCGUCCCGGGCGCGCAUGGCCCUGACCUUCGGCCGCUUCCUGCGCCGUGGCUGCCUGGCCUCCCCCGUCUUCGCCCGGCUCUCGCCCAAGUGCCCGGCCGUGUCCCACGGGAAGGUGCAGCCCCUGGGGGAAGCGGGCCAGCAGCUGCCCCGGCUCAAGUCCAGGAGAGUGCCCAAUUUUUUCCAGAUCAAAAUGGAUGUGCCUAUGGACAGUGGGACGUGUCUGGUGGACUCGGAAGAUACCGGCACGGGAGAAUCAGGGGACCAGGCCAUGGAGAAGGAGGUCAUCUGCCCCUGGGAGAGCAUGGCGGAGGGGAAAGCAGGCUGAGUCGGGGGCCUCCACAGGAAGUUGCUCCUGGCAGACUCUGCUGCAUGGGGCCGUAGGAUAUGCUUGCUCUCAAACCAAAGUGCAUUAAGUUUCUAUUUGGGGGCCAGAGAAGCAAGACGAGAUGGAUGAUAGGGAAGAGUGUUCUGACUGGGCUCCCGACCCUUCCCCUUCCUCCUGACUCCCCUCCUUCGGCAGAAGAAAGGCAUGUGAACCAGAAGACUUGACUUGCUGCCUUAAAACCAAUAAAAGGUUAACUUCUAAAAGUCUCUUGCAAAGG
Molecule: messenger RNA, 2411 nt
Organism: Sorex fumeus (smoky shrew)
Lineage: Eukaryota; Metazoa; Chordata; Mammalia; Eulipotyphla; Soricidae
Gene: RGS9
Product: regulator of G protein signaling 9
Exons: 19
Coding region: 134-2134 (666 amino acids)
Biological process (GO): intracellular signal transduction; G protein-coupled receptor signaling pathway; regulation of G protein-coupled receptor signaling pathway
Source: RefSeq, a predicted model, not a curated record